CUCUUCACCAUCUUCAUCAGCUCAAGCUUCUUCCAUAGCAAUCACUCCAAUCCCUUCUAUUUCCCAGUUGAGUUAAUUUCUCUUUGCUUCUUACAAGGCAAACAUGGGUGUUGUCACUUACUCUCAAGAGUUCACAUCUGCUGUUGCUCCAUCGAGGAUGUUCAAGGCUUUGGUCCUUGACUCUCACAACAUCAUUCCCAAGAUUGUUCCCGGGGGCAUCAAGAGCGUCCAGUUUAUUGAGGGAGAUGGUGGAGUUGGCAGUAUUAAGCAGACCAACUUUGGCGAAAGUGCUCACAUCAAGUACACGAAGCACAAGAUUGAUGCUCUUGAUGUUGAGAACUUUUACUGCAAAUAUACUUUGAUUGAAAGUGAUAUCAAGUUCGACAAAAUUGACAUCAUUGUUUAUGAGGUGAAGUUCACAUCUGCUGAUGGUGGUUGCAUCUGCAAAAUGAGUAGCGACUAUCAUGUUAAGGAAGGUGCGGAGCUCAAGGAAGAUGACAUCAAGCAGGGUAAAGACAGGGCUAUAGGAUUGUUCAAGACAGUUGAAGAGUACCUCUUGGCAAACCCCGCUGUUUGCGCUUAAAUUGUCUUUUCAAAAAUCCUUUGAGUGAUAAUCACUGGAACUUGAGUGAAUUAUUUUUAUAUGUUUCUUUUUGGCUCUAGCUUGGAGCUUUUGCGAGAGCAAUGGUUAUUCUAGUGUCUUUCUAUGUCCAAAAGGAUCUGUUGGUUAUGCAUAAGGUUAUGUCAGAAUAAAACCCGAAAGAGCAAUGAGCAAUUCAAUAAUUUAUGCA
Messenger RNA from Syzygium oleosum, 791 nucleotides. Its product is annotated as major strawberry allergen Fra a 1-3-like. The coding region runs from base 104 to 583 and encodes 159 amino acids. The transcript is spliced from 2 exons. Gene Ontology annotation, biological process: abscisic acid-activated signaling pathway; defense response. Gene Ontology annotation, molecular function: signaling receptor activity; abscisic acid binding; protein phosphatase inhibitor activity. Gene Ontology annotation, cellular component: cytoplasm; nucleus. The record is from RefSeq and is a predicted model, not a curated record. Lineage: Eukaryota; Viridiplantae; Streptophyta; Magnoliopsida; Myrtales; Myrtaceae.